This is a messenger RNA of Daucus carota subsp. sativus, 4708 nucleotides long. RefSeq names its product SKP1-like protein 20. Bases 3339 to 4331 code for a protein of 330 amino acids. The transcript is spliced from 12 exons. Gene Ontology annotation, biological process: SCF-dependent proteasomal ubiquitin-dependent protein catabolic process. The record is from RefSeq and is a predicted model, not a curated record. Gene Ontology annotation, molecular function: cullin family protein binding. Gene Ontology annotation, cellular component: nucleus; cytoplasm. NCBI's taxonomy places the organism in Eukaryota, Viridiplantae, Streptophyta, Magnoliopsida, Apiales, Apiaceae.
UGCUCUCACAAAAGCAUAAUAAUAAUUGAACGAUCCACAAGUGGAAACAAAUUCUGUUUGAAACUUGCUCUGUCUGUAAAAAUGGCUCCGGUGGUAGAGAUUAUGAGUCCGUCACACUCUGGCUUAUCUCCUAACUCCUGUGCAUACAAAACAUCUGUGGGCAAGCAGAUGUAUGUUCAAAAUAGGAAUUAUUGGCCUAUCUUUAUUGGUCCACCAUCCUAUCACUUCCAAGUGGUAUUGUGCUUCAUUAACCUCCUUAUAGUCACUGGCAUCUUCAUCUUCGUUGGUGUAGUUUGCAAUUAAAAACCAUAUCUCUUAUGGAUGCUUUCAUGUAUGCUUCACUCUCACUUCUGCCUGCAUUCACUUGGAAGAUCUUAUCAGCAACUAUUGGUAAUAUUAUCCUCUGUGAAUCAUUCUUUGAUUGUUCAUUAAAUUGGUUGGAUCACAGAUUAAAGGGGCACGAAUCAUGAGAGCUUUAAAUGAUAUUAAUGGAUAUAUAUGGCUUGGAAAUAUGCAAGGCAUCCGAUCCAGGUGCAACAUAUACAAUACAUGGUUGGAUUUUGUAAAAUAAGGGGGUGUGUCCAAUUGGGAUUCUUAAUGAUUUUUUUGCAUUCAUGAAAUCUAGAUGUAUUCAUAUUUUAAAAAAUGCAUUAGAACCUUUGGUUAGUCAAUUAGGAUUUUAAAUCAUCUGAAAAAAAAUAUGGUGGUACUCAAUCAGGAUUUUAAAUUUGCUUAUUCAUAAUCUGGUGGUGUUCAAUUUAGAUUAUUUAAAAUCCAUUAAAAUUUUAUGGUAUUCAAAACUCAAUGGAUUUUUUUGGACUUUAUAAAAUGAUGUAUUUUUUGGGAUUGUUUCGUGUAAGUAAUGUUCUUAAAAAUCUCUCCAUAGUCCAUGAGAUUUUAAAGGACUAUGCUCAGAGGUGUCAAUUUUGAGUAAUAGGUCAGGUUCGAGUCGGGUUGUCUUACCCAAUUCUAUUUUUGGUCAACCUGAACCGAAAUGGGUUGAAAAUUUUAACUCGAACCCGACCUGUUCGGAACCCAAUCAACCCGGAAAUGACCCAAAAUUUAAUUAAUUUUAAUUAUUUUUAUUGUAUAAAAUUAUAUUUAUUACAAGAUAUUAUAAUAAUAUAAAUAAUAAUUUAAUGAGAAUAUUAGUGGAUAAAUUCUUUUUAAUGAUUUAUAAAUAUAGCACAAAUGUAUGUAAUUGUGUAAUGUAGAUUUAUAUACUAUGCAUUAUGUAUUAUAUAUAAAAAAAUUCGGAUCAGGUUUGGGUACACUGGGUCAACCCGAACCCGACCCGAGUUUUUCGGGUAAAAAAUUAGCUAAUUUGAACCUGGCCGGAAAUAUAGAAUUCCAACCCUAAUUCGUAUUUUUUUGAGUCGGGUUCGUGUCAGGUUUUGGGACUUGUCGGAUUUAGAAUUUGUCAAACUUUUAGCUUUGUGAUGAUUGUUAGUAUAAAUUAACUGUUGAUGGUGUAACACCCCACUUAGAUAUAGCAGAGGUUACAAAAACUAAACAAGUUUAUCUUUUUGUUAAGUUUGACUGGUCAAAAAAUAAUGCAAACUAUUAUUAUCUAAGAAGGGCUAGAGUCUGCAAAAUAUAUUUAUCAACAAAUCUAAAUAAAAUUGAAUAAAAUAUGUCCUCAAAUAUAUUUAAGCAAAUAUAUAAUUAAGUAGCACCCGUUAUAUCCCUGCUUUAUGCCUAGCUACGCAGGGAAACAAAGAAUUAAGAGUGAGUUAAAUGGCCGAUAUGAAUAUAAUAUACAAAAUUUAAUAAUAAAAAAUAAAUAUGUAAAUUAAUAUAAUUUAUCAAGUAUCAAGUAUUUUUGAACAAGUGACUAACAAGGAUCAAUAUAACAAUGAACAUGUGAUGUAUGUAAGGAAGCAAAAUUAAUCAAAUGAAUCAAAUCCAAGGCUGAAUCAAGGUAGGUACAAAUAAGACCUUUUAUACAAACCAAAACAAUUGUUGGCUGAUAAGUUAUAUCAAGCAAAGUAUAGUGCAAACAGUUACUUCGUUAGUUGGCCUAAUCCACAUAAAUGAUGUAUUAAAAUGUUCUAUACAUUCUCACAAAGAAACAAAAUUAUCAUCGUUAAUUCACGUUUUAUAUGCCGGAAAAGCACUCGCAUACUCACAACUUACUGUGGUCCUACUAAAUUUUUACUUGAUGAAUAAUGCUUAUGGGAGUUAUUUUAAUAAAUAAUUGUAUUCAAUUCGAAUUUUAAUGUAUUAAUAAUUAUUUAUGAAUUUUAGUGGAUCGUAUAUGAAUUAUAUGAUGAGUCUAGCAGAGUUGAGGUAAAAUAUCAUAGAAUUGAUGUAGGGUCCCUUGGAUUUAAGCAAAAUUUAUUAAAUCUCGUGGAUUAUGGAGAGAUUUCUAAAAACAUAAAAUAUACAAAACAAUCCCACAAAAUCCAUCAUUCUAAAAUGUCCAAAAAAUCCAUUAGCUCUUGAAUACCAUCAGAUUUUAAUGGAUUUUAAAUAUUCCCAGCUGGAUACCACUAGAUUUUUAAGCAUAAUUUAGAAUCUUGAUUGAAUACCAUCAGAUUUAUUGAAUAAUUUAAAAUCCUGUAGAAUAAUUUAAAAUCAUAUUGAAUAACCCAAGAUUCUCAUAAAUUUUUUAAAAUCCAAAUUGAAUACACUUGAAUUUCAUGAAUGAAAAAAAAUCCUUAGAAAUCCCAAUUAAAGUCAACCCCUCGUAUAUCCCGCUAAACAGACAGAAGCUUAAAAUUUUACAAGAAUGAUAUGGAAUUCGGUAUCAACGCAAAUACCAUAAAAUGAUAGUAAAAUGUGUGAAGUUUUGAAAUAGUUAAUAUAUCUUGUAGAAAGCACAAAAUUUGAAGAGGCCUACAAUUUAAGAAAAGUAACAGAAGGCAUAAAACAAUUCUGGUGUGCCCUGUAUGUAGAAUAUCACAUUGAUAGGGCCACUCUCUAGAUAAGUGUUUUUCGUCAUAUAUUACUUUUUACCAAAAAAUUAAGGAACCACACUUUUCAUUAUAUUACUUUUUAUUUAGCUGGAGAUACCUUUAUUUCACAUUUCUCGCAACUCUUAGACUUGUUUAAUUGGUGGGACCCAUUAUUUUGAAAUCCCCUUAUGCCUUUUCUACAAUUUUAAUAUAAAAAUAUUAUGUAGUAUUAUACUCUCGGCAUGAAUCUUAUCCAAAAAAGUUGAUACACACACACACAAGCACCAACCACGUGACUAAUUUUGUGCUUAUACACACACACAAACAUAUUCAUAUGCAGAGACAGAGAGAGAUAGAGAGGGGUAAAGAGGUUCCACCGCAAAUACAUAUUCUGGUCAUCUAUCUCAGGUCAAAUUUAGUCAAGUAAAGAAAACAGAAUCUAUGUCGAACAACCUUCUUGCCAGUGCCUCUUCGGGAGCUGAAAGAGAAGCAAAGAAUGCAGAGAUAAUGAAAUCCUAUGCAUGGAUUCAAACUGCUGACGGUUCCAUCCAAGAAGUGGAACGAGAGGUUGUAACGUUAUGGCCCACGAUUGAUCCUGAAAUGAAAAAAGGACUUGGAUCUUCACAGAACAGUCCUAUAAUACUACAUCCAAGAGUCGCACCUACUACUUUGAGUUUGGUGAUUGAUUACUGCAGAUUUCAUCUAGCACACAAGUCUUUUCAGGAACACGAGACUUUUGUUGAGAAGUUUCUCCAAAUGGAUGCUAGACGUCUUGCUGAUUUGCUUAAUGUUGCAGUUUACCUGCGUCUGGGACCACUGCUUAAUAGCACUAAAAAAGCUUUGGGCCAAAAGAUUGGUGAUAAAUCCAAAGAAGAGAUAUGGGAUAUGCUGCACCUAUAUGAUGAUCUUCCAGAGGAAGGGAAGAUGAAACUAAGUACGUACUCUGACGGUGAUUCACGAAGGAGGCUUUUGAAAAAAUGUUAUGCAAAACAUAAAAAGUCAAUUCAAGAGAAUUUAGAGAUUCUGAAGGACUUCGUGACCGGAGUGGAGCCUAUGCAACAUGAAGAUACACGUGAAGUUGAUGAUCUCGUAUCAUAUAUCAAUGGAGAUACCAAGGGGGUCAAAACUUCUAAAAAGAAAAAGAACCGUAAAAAGCGGAAGGAGCACAAGAUAACUUCUUCCAAUAGUACUUCUUCAGAAGCUUCCGCUUCUCAGGAAGUCAUCGAGAAGCAUGAUGAGGGAAUAAAUGCUUCUGAUUCUGCAAAUGAUUCGGUCGCUGAUAUGUUAGAUCCAUUGGGCACUCAAGACGAGAGCAUCAAUGUUGCUGAAGAUGCUUCUGAUGAUGAUUUGGUUCCUGCUCAUGAUGAAAAGACUGAUAGGGAAGUAUUUGAAUUCGCUUGGAUACUAAAUUUGGAUCCGGCUUCUAUUUCUUGAUUCACAAGAGCAGGCUUCUUCCGGAUACAGAUGAAAUUAUAUCAAAUGAUAAGGAGAUCAGAAGUAAUCUGCAUUUGUCAUGAACACCUGGAAAGGGCUUUGAUGUAUUGAGUAAACGCGUUAGAAUGUGGAAUUAGUAUCUUAGGUUGGGAAUAGCAUAUGGCUAAUGAUUUUUGACUUUAAGAUGCUGGGGAUUGGUUAUCAUAUAGUCGUAUAGUUUCUUGUUUCCAUGUGCCAAGUUAUAUUUGCCUAUGUCUGGAUUAUGAAGGUUACCAUUACCGUCCAAAUGAUUAACGAAUUCAUUUUGCUCAAACCCGGAUGUACCUGUAGGGUAAUGUAAACGAGUAGCUUUUUAAAUAUAACUCAUAUUUAUUUUA